CUGGAUCCAGUGGUCAAGUUUAAAAGAAAGUUCUAUCUUGCUAUAAAAUGAAAACGUAACCUUGGUCAUGUCCCGCUAUACCGCCAAAUAAGAAGCAUCUGUGUCUUCAACACGGCAAUGAUGCAGUCCCUCCGGAAAGCCGCCCUCGCGUUCCUCGCGUCGGCCACUCUGCUCCCCUCGUCUGCCAAUGGACAAGAGCUGGCCGACCAAGUCUUUGCUGCCAUCGACGCCAAGAACGACGGCCUGAGAACAAUCAACACCGAGAUCUGGGAAAACCCGGAGAUCGGGUACCAGGAAGUCCACGCGCACAAGGUCCUCACAGACUACCUCGAGGAGCAGGGAUUCAACGUCACCCGCAGUGCCUACAACCUGACCACCGCAUUCCGGGCCGAGUUCUCUAACGGCCCAGGACGCGCCGUGUCGUUCAACUCCGAGUUCGACGCCCUCCCGGGCCUGGGACACGCCUGCGGACACAACCUCAUCGCCACCGUCGGUGUUGCGGCCGCCAUUGGUGUGAAGGAGGCACUUGAGAACGGCAACGUGAAAGGCUCGGUGGUUCUUCUGGGUACCCCCGCAGAGGAAGGCGGUGGUGGCAAGGUCAAGAUGCUUGAAGCUGGCGCGUACGAUGGCCUCGACUGUAGCUUGAUGGCUCACCCAGGCAACAACAACUACGCUGCUUGGGGCAGGACUCUGGCCUCUUGGCGAGGCAAUGUCUCUUGGACCGGAGUUGCCGCCCACGCUGCCGCAGCCCCUUGGGCCGGCCAGAAUGCACUGGACGGCUUCGUUGCUGCGUAUCAGAUGGCCGGUCUUUUUCGCCAACAGCUUCAGCCCUCUGACAGGAUUCACCACGUCGUCACCAAAGGAUGGUCCGUGGCAAACAUCAUCCCCGACUACAUUGAAAGUCAAUGGGGCGUGCGAGGCAACACCAGGCCCCGACGCGAUGUUGUCCUCAGCCAGGUUGAAUCCAUCCUGUACGCGUCCGGCAACGGCACGAACACGACGGUGGAGAUCUCCGCCUUCCAGGACUACUGGGACCAGAACCCGAGCUUCCAACUGGCGAGCACUUUUUACGAACACCAGAUGAAGUAUCUCAACCCGGCCGAUGACCCGGAGACGGCCAACUUCACCGUGUCUUCUCCCGAGGAGUCGCGACGGGAUGGGGGAGCUUCUGCGUCGUCUGAUCAGGGCAACGUGUCGUGGUUCCUCCCGGCUAUCCAGGUCGGCUUCCCUGUCGGUGGAACUGCUCCGGUGCACAACGCGGGUUUCCGGGAACUCGCCGGAACUGACUUUGCCCAUGAAUCAGCCAUCCAGACUGCCAAGAUUCUAGCAUUGACCGGUCUCGAAGUCUUGCAGAAUGAGACGUAUGCGGAGACCAUGUGGGAGGAGUGGAGAGCCAUGAUCGAAGAGGUUUCCAUUGCUGUAUGAGGAGUGGCAACUAUGUCACUGGCCUUAUAUACCUCAAGUUCUAUCUCGAGACUCGCGCAGACACAUUAGUCCUCGAAGAAGGCACUAAAAGCGGACUGGGGUACAAGAAAAUCUCGGCACAUUACGAAAUCAAUAUCAAAAGACAGCUGUCCGUCUUGCCAGAUCCAGAGAAACCCGUCGUACCAAGAUUAUGACAAGGCACCGCGAGGAGACUGGCCCAAUUCUCUGCCCAAGUUUGGGGUUUGACACAUGGAAAUGACCCCUGACUGAUGCGCAGAAUCUUUGCCCAAGGCGAAAUUGAUAGCAGGAUGGAUGUUGGCAACGUCACUGGCCAAGACAGUUGAGGAGGACGUAGGUUCAAGACUCAAUCGCCCCCGUUUCUGGCCGUUGCUUUUAUUUAAGUGCUAUGGGUAGGGUGUUUCUACCAGAUACUCGCAAUUCAAAUCUCGUACAAGUCAUUC
This is a messenger RNA of Colletotrichum destructivum, 1886 nucleotides long. RefSeq names its product Putative peptidase M20, xaa-Arg dipeptidase, bacterial exopeptidase dimerization. The coding region runs from base 118 to 1425 and encodes 435 amino acids. Gene Ontology annotation, molecular function: dipeptidase activity. The transcript is spliced from 7 exons. The record is from RefSeq and is a predicted model, not a curated record. NCBI's taxonomy places the organism in Eukaryota, Fungi, Ascomycota, Sordariomycetes, Glomerellales, Glomerellaceae.